Messenger RNA from Eriocheir sinensis (Chinese mitten crab), 834 nucleotides. RefSeq lists its product as uncharacterized. Lineage: Eukaryota; Metazoa; Arthropoda; Malacostraca; Decapoda; Varunidae. The transcript has 5 exons. The coding region runs from base 55 to 507 and encodes 150 amino acids. The record is from RefSeq and is a predicted model, not a curated record.
UAUAUAAGGGACUUCCCCGCUCCACGACAGCCUUCUGAUCAGAACAACGACAAGAUGAAGACCUUCAUAAUAUUUACAACAUUGGUGGCUGCGGCGGCGGCCUUUCCUAUGGGCAAUAAUGUGGCUCUGGACGGGCAGUUUGUUUUGGCAAAGGACUACUCCAAUGAGGAUGGUACAGAAUACUCCGUAAAAUAUGUUAAGCCCUACACCCCUGGACAGCGAAUGCCCCGUUUCGAUCUAUCGCUUGACAGCUCCGAAGAAGUCUUCCAUUUCCUGGCCAGUCAGCAGGAAGGGGGGCAGAAAAGCUGGGCAGAGCGAGUGAGGAGUCUUCAGCAGGUACUGAACACCGGCCUGGAUGUGUCGGAUGAACUCUUCCAUCGUAUGCACUCCACAGGCAUCAACCUUCCGACAGACCGUCAGUACUUUGUAGAUUCUUCCGGAGAAAUUUACUACGACAAAACAACAAAGCAGAAACCGGGAGGUGGAGUGCGGCCAUUUAGAAAAUAAGCUUCUUUGUUGGUGAGAGGUUGGUCAGCUAUCUUAUGUUAUCGAGAAGUGGAGCUCUGAUGCACCUGCAAUUCAAUGCCAGUGCUUUGAACUGUUGAACUAUCAAUAGGAACAUGUAGCAGGUAACAUUACCAUGAUACCUUGUAGAUAAAUUUUGUACCCGUAAUGUUAUAGAUACCAUAGAAUGUACCGUGCAGGCCAGGUUCGUUUUCUAAUGGUAUCAAUUUUGGGGUUACUUUAGAAAAAUGAAUGUAGACCAGUUUCACUGAAAUGUCAUGGAAACCUGGUGCCACUUAAAAAAAUAAAGAAAAAAACAUAUCAAACUUC